CGUGCCCGCUCCCGUUUCCUCAUCCCGACUUUUCCCGUGCCGAGGAUGCUCUUCCCACUGCUCAUCCUGGUGCUCGGCCCGGCAGGUGCCAUGGAGAUCCAGGUACCGGAGGAGCCCGUGGUGGCCCUGUUCGGCCACGAUGCCACCCUGCACUGCUCCUUCUCUCCCGAUGCCAACUUCAGCGUGGCCGAGCUGAGCCUCAUCUGGCAGCUGACCGACACCAAGAGCCUGGUGCACGGCUUCUCCGGGGGCCACGACCGGCUGCAGGACCAGGGCCGGGGCUACACCAACCGCACGUCCCUGUUCUAUGACCAGCUGGCCCUGGGCAACGUGUCCCUGCUGCUGCGGCGAGUGCGCAUCCAGGACGAGGGCAGCUUCACCUGCUUCGUGCGCGUGCGCGACUACGACAGCGCCGCCGUCGUGCUGCAGGUGGCAGCUCCCUACUCCAAGCCCAGCGUGCACCUGGAGCCCAGCAAAGACCUGAAGCCGGGUGACGUGGCCGUGGUGACAUGCCACGCCUCCCGCGGGUACCCGCAGGCCAGCGUGCUGUGGCAGGACAGCCGGGGUGCCAACCUGACCUCCAAUGUCACCACGUCCCAGGUGGCCAACGAGGAGGGGCUGUUCGAGGUGCACAGCGUCCUGCGAGUGCUGGUGGAGCCCAGCGUCACCUACUCGUGCCUGGUGCUCAACGCCGUGCUGCAGCAGCAUGGCCACGCCUCUGUCACCAUCACGGGCCAGCCCCUGGCAUUCCCGGCGGUGGCCCUGUGGGUGACAGUGGCCCUGGCCGUGUGCGUGGUGGUGCUGCUCGGUGUCCUGGCCUUCGUGUGCCACCAGAAAAUCCGGGAGAGCUGCCGGGAGGAUGAGGAGCGCACAGGGCCAGAGGAGCGGGAUGAGGAGGGGGAGGAGCCCAAGACAGCUCUGCAGCUGCUGGAAAACGUGGAGAGCAGAGAGGGUCAGGAGCAGGAGAUCGAUUGACGGCAGCGGGGCCCCCCCGGAGCCC
Molecule: messenger RNA, 1000 nt
Organism: Sturnus vulgaris (Common starling)
Lineage: Eukaryota; Metazoa; Chordata; Aves; Passeriformes; Sturnidae
Source: RefSeq, a predicted model, not a curated record